Messenger RNA from Asparagus officinalis (garden asparagus), 696 nucleotides. RefSeq lists its product as uncharacterized. The record is from RefSeq and is a predicted model, not a curated record. The transcript is spliced from 5 exons. Lineage: Eukaryota; Viridiplantae; Streptophyta; Magnoliopsida; Asparagales; Asparagaceae. The coding region runs from base 1 to 696 and encodes 231 amino acids.
AUGAUGAAGAAGGGGAGCAGGGUUUUGAUGAUGGAUUCAGAGGAAGCGAGGGCUCGGUUCAAGCAUCAGGCCCUUUUGCAGGAUUAUGAUGAAAUGCUCAUGGAAAUUGAAGCAAAGAAGAGGAAGUUGCAGAAAACAAUUGCAAAGAGACUCAAGCUAACGACUGAAGUCAAAUUCAUACGGAGAAAAUACAAGGCUUUCGCGAAAAAUCCAUCUCAAGAAACCCCAUGUCGAGGGAAGAAGUUAUCUCGCAAAAAGCCAUCACCAUCUGUUCAGUUAUCCCGACCUCCGAAAUCCAUAGAUAAUGAUCUUCCUUUACAAGUUCCUUUGCAAGAUAGGAGUCAGAGAGUGAAGGAAGUUGGAACUCCGAGCUCCUCUGCAUUGUUUGACUUGAACAAGGUUACGUUUUCGAAUGCUGAGCAUAUGGAGGGAAUACAAGUAGAGUGGGAGCCUCACAAGGUAGAUAAAUGGAAGAGCACCCAUGAACUCAAUCUAUCAAUCUUUAAAGAUGUAGGAAGUUCUAGCCUUGUCGGUAAGAGACAAAUUUCAUGGCAAGCUGAAAUUAUUUCACCCACCUCACGCUGGUACAGGGUUCAUCUUUUAGUCAUUGACCAUACAUGUACUACAUCAUUUGUUUUGUUUGAUCGUGAAGCUAAACAAUUUAUUCACAAAUCUAUAGUCGAAUUGAGGGAAUGA